Porites lobata is the source of this 4049-nucleotide messenger RNA. The record is from the annotation of a GenBank genome assembly. Lineage: Eukaryota; Metazoa; Cnidaria; Anthozoa; Scleractinia; Poritidae.
AUGGCGGAGUUGACGGAUGACCCAGUAAACUUUGAGGAGGAAGAGUUUUACAAGAAAUUAUUGUUAGAGGAAACUAGAACGCCACAAAAUUUGAAUCCUGAUAGAUAUGAAUUUGUUCCUAAACCUGGGUAUGUUAUGAAACUGCGGAACAGUCAAAAUGAGAAGGUUUUUAUCAAUAUUUGUACCUCGGACAAAGUCCCUGUUCCAAAAGAUGUCAGUGACCAGGAGCUGGCUGAAAUAUUGCAGUCUGUGGAUCCUACACAGUACCGUGUGCCCAUGAGCCUUGGAGAACCUCAUGCAGAAGUGGACAAUAAAGGCCAAGGUUUGGUAGGCUAUAUUCAUUAAUUUAUUUGUGAUGUAUUUUAUGGUUUGCAACCACGUGACAAGGCGGCCAGUUGGUUUACAAAACAAUUAAAAUUUUUUCCCAGAAUUUGCAUUAAAAAAGAGUUAGUUCCAAGAGGAGAGAAACUCAUCUGUUCUUGUCGACCAACAUGGCCGCCGUGACGUCAGUUGCAAACCAGGGGUCAAUUUAAUAAAACUUUUACAUGUGUAAUUUACAAGUGUAGCCAUUGUUUUAGAGUCUGAGAACAAUAGCUACACUUAUAAAUUACAAGUGUAAAAGUUUUAUUAAGUUGACCUCAGCAGUAAGAUUAAUAAUUAGGUUGAGCAUGAUCGUCCAGCUUAAUGUAGUCCUGAAUAGGACUACCGCACAGGUUCACUUCACUGUGAACGAGGGAGGCUGAUGCUGACCUCUACAAGCAAAAACCUUUGAAUGCAGAGGUCCACUCAACGUGUUAAUAAAACCUUCUGGUUCCUUAUUGCUGGAUCUCUAACACAAAUGUUUUUUUAGGCCAGUCUUAUAUAACUCUCCACCCCUCCCCCACCUGGAAUCUCCAUUUUCCUUUUUUAUGACCUUAUUUCACAGCACUAAAAAAUCAUCGACUAUUUACUGCUUAAAAAUCACAGUUCACAUCUUUAGACUCAACAUUUUAUUACCAAUGAUAAAUUUUCUUUGUUUUAAACUCCAAUGUUUUGCAUGUUAUUUUUUGGUUUGAAAAUAGAACAUUGGUGAAACUUGAUCCUUGUGAAUUAUGCAUUACCUAUCAUGGGACUGAAAAUCUGCUCUAACAUUUCCAGGCAUUACAAACAGUAUGAUUUCUAGGUCUUCAACAAGCCAAAAGUUUGGUGAUAAGAACAAAUUAAUAUAGUCAACAGACAUUUAGAAGUAAAAUAAGAAAUUUUAAAUGUGACCAGGCAUGAAAAGUUAGUAGCUAGGGAAUAAAAUUAAGUUGGACUAGCAACCCCGUGGGUUGCAAGUUUAAGGCCUAAGGGCUGACAGUCAGGACCUAGUCCCAGUUGUUCAAACGUUGGACAGCAUUAUCCACCGGUUAAAUCACUAUCCAGCAGGUAAGUAUUAGGGAAACCAAUUGCAUUAUCCACUGAAUAGAGAUUUAUCCACUGGAUAGGGUUAUCCAUCUUUUCAACAACUGGGACUAGAAGCUGGGGAUUUCCUGUGGCUGCUAUGAGCAUGAUCCCCCUCGAACGGAAAGUAGAAACAAAAAACUCCCUACACAUAGCUGUUCAAUUCCCUCGCUUACUAAGUGUAUAUAACAGGCAACUUGAAAUCUUAGUGACAGCCCAGCCCAACCUUGUUGUUACAAUAGCAGACAUAAGAGAGCAAAGCCAUUUCAAUUCAAGCACAUGUUUUAUUCUACAUCUGAUAAUCCUAGCUUAAAUUACAUAGGUGAUAAUCAACACAUGACUUGCAUGAGGUGUCUGUCAAUAGUAAUUACAUAAUUGACACACUUCUCACUUGCAUGAUUGUCUAAUUUUUCUGACCCUCAAUGGGGCAUUGAAGUUUAACUUAUUUGUCAAGAAUCAACUAAAUUUUGUAGGUACAGUUCAUGUCUCAUUUUAGUCAUUGCAAAAAACUGUUUAUGUUUCCCUUUAGGUUGUACUGCAUAUGAUGUGGUCAUCAAUCCAGCAUUUUACAGCAAGUUACAAAACAGUGAACUAUUUAAUAGCUUUUUCCUCACCAUUGUCUUUGAGGGAUUAGAAAGCAAAUAUGGCAUUGAACUAGAAAGAAACUGGACCAUACUUAAAAACAAGAAAUGUAUGGGAGUUCUUCAUCCACACUGCAUAAGAAGCAAAAGUAAGCCUGUUAUAAUGGAGAUGGAAGAAGACUUCAAAUCAUCUGCACCAGAAGGUCAGUUUAAUGUUUUUUUUUUUCUUGGUGACUGAAUCAAUACACUGUGUCGCAUAUCUUGUUACUUGUAGCUUUAAAAGAAAAAUAAUGUUACAGGCUGUCUCUCAUUGUUGUACAUGGUUUAAUUAUCUAGUACAUUAAGAGACAGCCUGUGUAAUUUCAUGGAAAUUUCACUGAGUGAUUUUCCCAUCUUUAUGAUGUGGUUACUAUAAGGUUCAUUGGUGGGGUAAAUUACGCUCAAAUAUGGCCAGUAGUUUCAUGUAUCAUUGAAGUGCAUGAAUCAAAACAUGUAUGCACUCCAUUGAUCACAGAUUUAGUUAUAAUUUUUUACUCUGUUAUGACAGAACAGGAAAUGGGCUAAUAGUGUGUCUUCCUGUAAAUGUUUUUAAAGGAGACAACAACAAUAAACAACAAAAAUGUUUUUUUUAUUAAUUUUACUGUUGUUUAAAAAUUGAAGUAUGUUGUUCUUGCACUUUCCUCUAGCCCCCUCAAAUGCUCCAAAGAUAGAGGAAGUUCACUCCGUACCAAAAGUUCCAGAACCUAAGUACAAAAUAAUAAAGGAGCCACCAGAAGGAAUUCCAGAGUUUCUUGUCAUAGAAAUUGCCCUGCCUGGAAUUGUGAGUGCUAUGAAAUUUCUUUUUUAACGCAAACUUGUAUUACAGUCUUAAACCAUUAUUUUAGCAUGAUUAUUAUAACAGUGAUAAUGCUUCAUUGUUAGCUGUCUCUCAAAUGACAUGCCUGAGGAAGGAAGUUCUUGUUUUUGGUUUGUUUUGUUUUGUUUUUGUUUUUUGUUUUUUUUCAUAUUUGGCAUGCUGAAAAAUGGGUGGAGUUACUACAAACAAAGUCACCCUGAAAAUGACUUGCUGCUGAGCAAAAUAGCAUAAUAGUGGGCAAAAUAACAUACCACCAUCCCCAUCUGUAAAUGAACAAAUUGAUGCACGGGGUUUCAACAUAAAAAAAAGUGAAACAAAUUAUUGUAUAAUUAUCAACAAACAUACUCACCUAUGAAGAAGUCAAAUCUAAUAAAGCACCAAGUCUGCUAACAAACACAUUAACACUUAAUGAAUGAGAUGCAAGAAUCAAGACUCAAGUUUAAUCACAUUUAGAGUUUCUAAAAAGCAGGAUUUUAAAAUAUUCCUCACUCGAAAGGAUUUCGAGUAAACAAGAAAAUUAUGUAUUGUUUUAGGACAGAACAAUAACAAUUGGCUCAUAUGGAAGUAUCAGUUCUGUCAUGCACAUGCACAUGCACAUGCACCCUGAUAACGUUUAAAGCCCCAUAAGGGACUGACUUAAACUGGGUAUGAUAUUAUUACAUGUAGCUCCAGUUGUGCAAGAUAUGCAGCUAGGUACAUGUACAUACCCAUGGAAUAAUGAUAUUAGUAAUAUUAUUAGAAAGCAAAGUAAAUCCUUCCUACAUUGUAAGGUAGUGAAACCACAUCUAAGGUGACAGAGAUGUGAUGGUGAAUUUUGAGCCUGGUGAAUAUAUGAGAAAGAUGAUUUUUCAGUCAGUGACAAAGGCAAAAGUUCAUAGGUUCGACUCCUAUUGUAAUUUGCAUUUUUUCUUCCAAACUGCCUCUGUCACUGACUGAAAAAUCAUCUUUCUCAUAACUAUGGUGCACCAAAAAUGUUUUCUUUCCCCAUGCAGAAAUCAACAAAGGACACAACAUUAGAUGUUGGUGAGGACCAAGUAGUUCUUCAUGUUCAUCCAGCUAGAUAUCACCUGGACCUUGGUUUGCCAUUUGAUGUCGACAGUGAGACUUGUGGUGCACAGUAUAACAGGAAGACUAAGGUAACGUCACGAUACAAGAAAAAUAAAAUGUUACUUUGUAUUUUUAGCCAUUGA